Loxodonta africana (African savanna elephant) is the source of this 3262-nucleotide messenger RNA. RefSeq names its product ubiquitin specific peptidase 11 (gene USP11). The record is from RefSeq and is a predicted model, not a curated record. Gene Ontology annotation, biological process: protein deubiquitination. Gene Ontology annotation, molecular function: cysteine-type deubiquitinase activity. Lineage: Eukaryota; Metazoa; Chordata; Mammalia; Proboscidea; Elephantidae. Gene Ontology annotation, cellular component: nucleus.
GGGCCUAUUUCUAAAAUGGCCGUAACCCCGGGUCGGUUUGGGGGGCUCUGCUUCCGUUUCCGGGACGAGAAUCCGGAAGUGGCUUCUGAGGGGCCUCUCUUCAGCGGCGGUGGCUGUGUGAGGAGGGGAACAGCGAUGGCGGCGUCUGCAGCGGAUGCGGUGGCCUCAGCAGCUGAGGACAGAGAGCCACAGCGCAAGGCGAUGCCGGGCCUGGAGAGCCAGUGGCGCCAAAUCGAGAAUAGCGAGAGUGGGCGAGAGCGCCCACUGCAGGCCGGCGAGAGCUGGUUCCUUGUGGAGCAGCACUGGUAUAAACAGUGGGAAGUGUACGUGCAGGGAGGGGACCAGGACUCCAGCACCUUCCCCGGCUGUAUCAACAAUGCCAAGCUCUUCGAAGACCAGGUAAACUGGAACCUCAAGAAGGGACUGGUGGAAGGUGAGGACUAUGUGCUGCUCCCAGCAGCUGCUUGGCAUUACCUGGUCAGCUGGUAUGGUCUGAAGCAUGGCCAGCCACCUAUUGAACGCAAGGUUGUGGAGCUGCCCAGCAUCCAAAAGGUUGAGGUUUAUCCAGUAGAGCUGCAGCUUUUCCAGCACAGUGAUAUGAGCAUACCUCAUACUGCCCAAUUCAGCCACACAGAUUCUAUUGACCUGGUAUUGGGCACAGCUCGGGAGCGGUUUCUGGUGAACCCCCAGGAAGAGACUCGGCUGUGGAUUCAGCUCUCAGACGGCUCUUUUGAGCGAUUGUGCAACACACACGUUACAGUACUUGACGCCCGCCUCAAGACUGGGCAGGUGAUCGUCAUGGAGACCCGAAAGAAAGAUGGCACUUGGCCCAGCGCAAAGCAGUAUGUCGUGAAGAGUGUGUCCAAGGAAGAUGAGGACUUCCAGGGCCAGCCAGGCGUCUGUGGUCUCACCAAUCUGGGCAACACAUGUUUCAUGAACUCGGCCCUGCAGUGCCUCAGCAAUGUGCCACAGCUCACUGAGUACUUCCUCAACAAUCGCUACCUGGAGGAGCUCAACUUCUGCAACCCACUGGGCAUGAAGGGUGAGAUUGCAGAGGCCUAUGCAGACCUGGUGAAGCAGGCAUGGUCUGGCCACCACUGCUCCAUUGUGCCCCAUGUGUUCAAGACCAAGGUCGGCCACUUUGCAUCCCAGUUUCUGGGCUACCAGCAGCAUGACUCACAGGAGUUGCUGUCGUUCCUCCUGGAUGGGCUCCAUGAGGACCUCAAUCGGGUCAAGAAGAAGGAGUACGUGGAGCUUUGUGAUGCCGCUGGGCGGCCUGAUCAGGAGGUGGCUCAGGAGGCCUGGCAGAACCACAAACGGCGGAACAAUUCUGUGAUCGUGGACACUUUCCAUGGCCUCUUCAAGUCCACACUGGUGUGCCCUGAUUGUGGCAAUGUAUCUGUGACCUUCGACCCCUUCUGCUAUCUCAGCAUACCGCUGCCUGUCAGCCCCAAGAGGGUCAUGGAGGUCUUCUAUGUCUCCAUGGAUCCCCGACGCAAGCCAGAGCAGCACCGGCUCAUUGUUCCUAAGAAAGGCAAAAUCUCGGAUCUGUGUGUGGCUCUGUCCAGACACACAGGUGUCCAGCCAGACAGGAUGAUGGUGGCUGAUGUCUUCAGUCACCGCUUCUAUAAGAUCUACCAGCUAGAGGACUCUCUGAACAGCAUCUUGGACCGAGAUGAUAUCUUCAUAUAUGAGGUGUCAGCUAGGGCUGGGACCGGUGAGGGCGUAAGAGAGGACGUUGUGCUUCCUAUCUACCUGCGGGAGCGCUCCCCGGCCCGGGACUUCAACAACUCCUACUAUGGCCUGAUGCUUUUUGGGCACCCCCUCCUGCUGUCAGUGCCCCGUGACCGACUCACCUGGGAUGCCUUGUAUCACAUCCUGCUGUACCGGCUCUCACGCUACGUGGCCAGGCCAAGCUCAGAUGAUGAGGAUGACGGGGAUGAGAAAGGAGACACGGAGAAUAAGGGAAACGUUGCCAAGUCUGGGCAAACAGCUGAGGGGGGCAGCCUUCAAGACCCUGGGCCGGAGCAGGCUGGGCCCAGCUCUGGAGUCGUGGGCAGGAACCGGGCCCCUGCAGACAACUCCCCUGGCCCUUCUAACUGGCCCCAGAGGUCCCGGCGCAAGCAGCUGUUCACCCUGCAGACAGUGAAUUCCAACGGGACCAGUGACCGCAUGACCUUCAAUGAAGAUGGCCAUGCCCAGCCGUACAUUGCCAUCGACUGGGAGCCAGAGAUGAAGAAGCGUUACUAUGAUGAAGCGGAGGCUGAGGGCUACGUGAAGCACGAAUGUGUUAACUAUGUGCUGAAGAAAGCUCCAGUGCGGCUGCAGGAGUGUAUUGAGCUCUUCACCACUGUUGAAACUCUGGAGAAGGAAAACCCCUGGUACUGCCCCAACUGUAAGCAGCACCAGCUGGCCACCAAGAAGCUGGACCUAUGGAUGCUUCCUGAGAUCCUGAUUAUCCACCUGAAGCGCUUUUCUUACACCAAGUUCUCGCGCGAGAAGAUUGACAUCCUUGUGGAGUUCCCUAUCCGAGACUUGGACCUCUCCGAGUAUGUCAUCAAACCGCAGAGUGAGUCGGAUCCGGAGGUGUACAAAUACGAUCUCAUUGCAGUUUCAAACCAUUAUGGAGGGCUGCGCGACGGACACUACACGACAUUUGCCUGCAACAAGGACAGUGGCCAGUGGCACUACUUUGAUGACAGCAGCGUCUCUCCAGUGACUGAGGAUGAGGUUGAGUCCAAGGCAGCCUAUGUCCUCUUCUACCAACGCCAGGAUGUGGCACGACGCCUGCGAUCCCAGCCUGACUUAUCUGGCCCCUCAGAACCCCCUGCCUGUGGUUCCCCACCCAGCUCUGAGUCCAUGGAUGUAAACUGAGGGGGCCCUGCAUCCUGUCACACAGAGGGAAACCAUCUUUACCACCCUCCUCCCUGUGUCUACCACCCAUUCUCUUCUCCGUGUUAGGUGCCCCUGCCAGGUAUUCCAGGCUCAGUUGUGGCCGCUGUUGUCAUGUGCCGCUAUAUUGCUCUCCCUGAAGGGAAGGUGAGGUCCUAUCUCUUCCCCCAAGCAGUGCUCCCUGCUUGUGUUUCCCCCUUAGAGCAACAACCCUCCCCCCCUCCUUUUUUUUUAAUUUAUGGUUGUCCUUUUUCCUCUUUCCACAACCUGGGGUCUUCUAGUGGGGUGGGGGUGCAUCUGAACAGUGUAUUUUCUUAUUGAUAGGCUAUACCCUCUGCUGUAUAUAUAUAAAGCUCCAGUCUGUUCCUCA